AUGCUCGUGCCUGCGGCGCCAAUCUUGCGAUGGUUGCCCGCGGGCCCUCCCAUCUUGUGCCCUGCGCCUCCUUGGGCACAUGCCGUGGGGACAAGGGGCAUGCCGACCCUGCCUGGCAGGGAGUUUGACGCCUCACCCACGGACACAUAG
Molecule: messenger RNA, 150 nt
Organism: Auxenochlorella protothecoides
Lineage: Eukaryota; Viridiplantae; Chlorophyta; Trebouxiophyceae; Chlorellales; Chlorellaceae
Exons: 1
Coding region: 1-150 (49 amino acids)
Source: RefSeq, a predicted model, not a curated record